AUGCUCCGACGUGUUUACGUUAUCUCCUUGUUGUUCAUUGUUGCUUCACUUUACCUCCUGCCAUUUGCUUUAUUUGGCAAAGAGCGUGAUGAUAAGAGCUACCGAUACAAAAACGAUGCUAAAUUCAAGUCGUAUUUGCAAACUCAUCACCCGCAUGUUCAAACUGAAAAUUUGAGUGUUUUGAAAGCACCAGUGUACAAUCAUCGUGAAAAUGCUACAUUUCUAAUGUUGGCACAAAACCAUGACAUUUAUUCGGUGUUGGAAACUUUACAGGUAAUACAGGAUCGAUUUAAUGACAAGUUCAAUUAUGACUACACAUUUCUCAAUGACGAACCAUUUUCGUCAGACUUUAUUUACCUUGUCAGUAGUUACAUUCCUCGUGGAAGGGUCAAUUUCGGAAUCAUACCAAAAAAGCAUUGGUCGUAUCCCAGUCAUAUCAAUACUACCAGAUGUGCUGAAGUGCGUGCAAAUUUCGCUGAUAUUCCUUAUGGAGACUCGGAAAGUUACAGACACAUGUGUCGUUACUAUUCAGGGUUUUUUUACAAGCAUGAAAUGGUAAGACAGUACCAGUAUUACUGGAGGAUAGAGCCAGAUAUUAAGUUGUACUGCGAUGUCGAUGAGGACUUAUUCAAGACAAUGAGGCAGAAGAAUAAGAAAUAUGGUUUCGCUAUUGCACUUUUUGAGUAUUCCGAGACUAUACCAACAUUGUGGCCACAUGUGAUAAAAUAUAUACAAGAAAGGCAAUUACAACCCGAGCUUUUGCCAAUGUUGACAAACGCCUUCAAUUGGUACAACUUGUGUCAUUUUUGGUCAAAUUUUGAGAUUGCAAAUUUGGACGUCUUCAAUGACCCUCAAUAUGAAAACUUUUUCCAGUACUUAGACUCGGUUGGUGGGUUUUAUUACGAGAGGUGGGGUGAUGCGCCCGUACAUACUAUGGCAAUGAUGAUUUUGUUAUCCAAAAAGGAUCUCUACUGGUUUGAAAAUAUAGGAUACACCCAUCCACCCUAUGUACAAUGCCCUCAAAAUCCCGUAGCGUAUGUGAAGAAUAGAUGCGUUUGCAAUCCCGAUGAGGAUAUUACGCUAAACGACAAGACUAGUUGCAAUAGUCACUUCCUCCAGUUUUUGCAAUCUUAA
Messenger RNA from Lodderomyces parapsilosis, 1134 nucleotides. Its product is annotated as glycosyltransferase family 15 protein. NCBI's taxonomy places the organism in Eukaryota, Fungi, Ascomycota, Pichiomycetes, Serinales, Debaryomycetaceae. The record is from RefSeq and is a predicted model, not a curated record. The coding region runs from base 1 to 1134 and encodes 377 amino acids. The transcript has a single exon. Gene Ontology annotation, biological process: protein O-linked glycosylation; cell wall mannoprotein biosynthetic process; protein N-linked glycosylation. Gene Ontology annotation, cellular component: membrane; Golgi apparatus. Gene Ontology annotation, molecular function: alpha-1,2-mannosyltransferase activity.